This is a messenger RNA of Tribolium castaneum (red flour beetle), 3065 nucleotides long. RefSeq names its product center divider (gene cdi). The coding region runs from base 465 to 2459 and encodes 664 amino acids. The record is from RefSeq and is a predicted model, not a curated record. Lineage: Eukaryota; Metazoa; Arthropoda; Insecta; Coleoptera; Tenebrionidae. Gene Ontology annotation, molecular function: protein serine/threonine kinase activity; ATP binding. Gene Ontology annotation, cellular component: nucleus; cytoplasm. Gene Ontology annotation, biological process: actin cytoskeleton organization; protein phosphorylation. The transcript has 5 exons.
ACGCAGAUAUUUGCGGAUGAAGUUUUCCACAACAUGGCAGCUAUGUAUACUAGAUGAACGGGUGAAAGCUUGCACUGUCAUUACAAACUUUUUAUUUACGUGUGAAACUUCAAAUUGCUAGCUCAGCUCUUGAUUUCAGUGCCUAAAAGUGAGGUGUCUUGUGUCGAACGAGGUGUCUGAAUGGUGUGCGAAGUGUACUAUUUAUGUCAAGCUGCAGCAGUGCACACAAUUUCUAAAUUUAAUUAUAAAACCUGCAUAAAUCCAUUGCGCGUUAUAUUUACCCAGAAAAGUGAUGUCAAAUGAGCUUUCGGCCGUUUUGACCGUCGGUUGCAAUGUCGUGCUCCGUUUCCAGUGAACCACAACAUUAAAAUUAUGUGUGAUUUUAAGACUUCAAGAGUGGCCCGCCUAAGUCGUACAAAAACAUGUACGAUAUUGGUUAACAUCACAUAGGACCCCAUUCUGUUAUGAUGCACCCGAGCAGCAAAAAUGAGCCCCGUACCGCUAAAAUUUCGUGCAUUUACGACACCCCCUGCGACCCCAAAGCGACCGACUACGAGAAGCUGUACUGCCCCAAUAACGAGCUGUCGGAGCCCCCGAGGACCCGCUGUGAUAGACUCAAAACUGGAUCGUCCUGCGAGGCCCUGAAGCAUGCCGUGGCAUCCCUCCAUAGACUCGACGACUUCCACAAGGAAAAAAUCGGAUCGGGGUUUUUCUCGGAGGUUUUCAAGGUGACCCACCGCGUAACCGGUCAAGUGAUGGUGUUGAAGAUGAACUUGUUGCGUUCGAAUCGCCGUAACAUGUUGAAGGAGGUCCAAUUGAUGAAUAAAUUAUCCCAUCCGAAUAUCCUAAAUUUGAUGGGUGUAUGCGUGCACGAAGGUCAAUUACAUGCCCUCACCGAAUACAUCAAUGGUGGUUCAUUAGAGCAACUCAUACAAAAUAGAAACAUCGAUUUACCACAACCAACAAGGGUAUCCUUGGCAAGGGAUAUAUCAUACGGCAUGAGCUAUCUUCAUUCCAAGGACGUAUUUCACAGGGACUUAACAAGUAAAAAUGUCCUAAUAAAGCGCCUGGAAUCGGGCGAGCUGCAGGCCGUGGUGGGCGACUUCGGCUUGGCGUCAUCGUUCCCUGACGGCAAAACGAAGCUGUGUACCGUCGGAUCCCCUUAUUGGAUGUCCCCCGAGUGCCUGAAAGGUCAAUACUACGACCAACAAAGUGAUGUAUUUAGUUACGGAAUAGUGUUAUGCGAACUGAUAGCACGUGUCGAAGCUGAUCCCGAUCAGUUGCCCAGAACUGACAAUUUCGGUCUCGAUUAUUUAGCGUUUACCGAAAUGUGUGGACAGAACGUUGUACCUGAAUUUUUAAAUUUGGCAUUUCGAUGCUGCACUAUCGAUCCAAAAAGUCGGCCGACAUUCAACGAAAUCGUUCAAAUAUUAACCGAAAUCUUGGCCGAUCUACAACAUCAUACAUCCGAUCGAGGAGAACAACAAGCCAAGUUGGCAAGUUGUGGCGCCAAAAGCGAGGAACAACUGCCUGUACUUUUGGUACAAUCGUCGGCACCACAACACAGGAAAAAUGGCGGACUCAAUUUGGUUGUCCACCGGCGAUCGUUAUCUGAAGACGUAUCCAUGUUGUCGCUAACGAUGCACGCGACACCUAGCGAGAAAGCCCGUCGUCACGCCUUGACGAUGUGCCGUCAAGACCCGCACUACAAGCCUCGUACGAGCAAUCCAUUCGCGGCUUUAACCCAAUUCCGCGGUGUUAAAAAGUUCCUCGGCAAUUUUUCGUCUUGUUGCGAAUUGCCAUCUCCCUUCAUCGAGUCCACAGAAUCGCCCAAAUCGCUCCCCGGCUCUCCAACCGCCUCCCGGAAAGCAGCGACAACGUCGUCGUCUCGUUCGCCCUUCUUCGUGCAUCCCUUUUUCAAAGGGGGCUCCAGCACGAACCUCCUGGAGUUGGGAACCACCGAAGGCCCCAACAUCACGUUGCGACGUCGGGGCUCCUGUGAAUCGGGGUUUUAUUCAAGCGUGGGGGAAUGUCUCUCUCCGAGUAGUUUAUGGGACAGUGGGACAGCGGUUAGUUCGUUGCGCUCGCUUGAUGAGUUGGAACCGGCCGAAUUGCAGGCGUUAUGUAAGAGAGCGUCGUCAAUUUGCACAGAUAGCAGCGAAGAUAUUUCGAGUUUGACGGGCUCCGAGUGGACGCAGGACUUGAAACCGAAGAAUAUCUCCUACAUGGUGGACUACUUCGAGCGGAAGGGGGCCAGUCUGAGGCACCCGGGGGGCGUUCGAGGGGGCUUACAGCUCAGUUCGAGGAUUGCAGCGCUGCGCAAAUCGCUGGAGAAGCAGGGGGCUGCCGGUGCUGUUAAUUCGAAUUCGCUUGUGACGCCACAGAGGCACAAGUACAACCGGAUUGUUGUCUGUGAAGGUGCAGUUAGGUCAAAGUUGCCCCUUUUUGAUAAAAAGUAGGCCAGUCUUCCUUCGUUUUGUUUCUUCUCUAGUCAGAUUGUAAUUAAAAUUGUUACAUGAUUUGUGGCCUAAAAAGUCUAUUUUUCACGUCCUUGUUGGUUCACAGUUGUACAUAUUUGUGUGACCUUAAAAUUAUUGCGUUUCCAGUUUUGGUAAAUAUGCGGCCUAUAUUAGGUCGGUUUAUUGGAGUUGUGCGAGAAUUAAGCUUCGUUUUUGCAUUUAUGUUGUUUUGGACGUUUUGAAAGAAUUAAGUUCCGUUUCUGUUACGAUUUUCAAAAUCGGCUAAAUAUUUUAUGAGUGUGGAAAAAGACUGAAAAAUUUACGAUUUUCGUGUAUUAAAUAUUUGCUUUGUUUAGCUGGUUUUGAUUUGUGUGAACCAAAUGCCAAAUGUAUAACCGACAUAUCCAAGUUUUGGUUGCAAUAAUGUAAAAAUGUGAUGACCGUCCAUCAGAAAAGUAUUGAAGAUUAUACCAAUUAUGUUACUCUUUGUAUUUAUGAAAUAUUUAGUGAGCAAGUAUUACUCUUUUUAACGGUCUGUUUGUAUAUCUUCCAUAUUGUCUUGUCAAUAAUAUAUAGUUGUUUAGUAAAAUACAUUUUUCAUAUAUA